GGCGGGCGCCGGCGGCGGAGCGGGGAUGCUGAGCGGCUGCUAGGAGGCGGCGCGGCGGCGGCGGGGCUCCGGGCGGGCGGCUGGAUGUCCCGGGCCUGCGGCUCCCUGCGCUUCCCGCCGUCCAGGGGCGCCAGUCAUGGGCGCCGCGGCUGUUGAGGCGCCGCUCCGGCUGCCGGCCGCGCCCCCGCUCGCCUUCUGCUGCUACACGUCGGUGCUGCUGCUCGUCGCCUCGGCUCUGCCCGGGAGCCGCGCGUCCAGCCAGCCCCCGGGGGCCGGCGGCGGCGGGGACUGUCCGGGCGGCAAAGGCAAGAGCAUCAACUGCUCAGAAUCAAACGUGAGGGAGUCUGAUGGAAGACUUUGUGACGAGUUGUCAUGCAGAUAUGGUGGAGUCUGCAGAGAAGACGGAGACGGCCUGAAGUGCGCAUGUCAGUUUCAGUGCCAUACGAAUUAUAUUCCUGUCUGUGGAUCAAAUGGGGACACUUAUCAAAAUGAAUGCUUCCUCAGAAGGGCUGCCUGCAAGCACCAGACAGAGAUAACAGUAGUAGCAAGAGGACCAUGCUACUCUGAUAAUGGCUCUGGAUCUGGGGAAGGAGAAGAGGAAGGUUCAGGGGCAGAAAGUCACAGAAAACAUUCCAAGUGUGGGCCUUGCAAAUACAAAGCUGAGUGUGAUGAAGAUGCAGAAAAUGUUGGGUGUGUAUGUAAUAUAGAUUGCAGCGGCUACAGUCUAAACCCUGUGUGUGCUUCGGACGGGAGCUCCUAUAAUAACCCCUGUUUUGUUCGAGAAGCAUCUUGUAUAAAGCAAGAACAAAUUGAUAUAAGGCAUCUUGGUAAUUGCAAAGAUCCCGAUGAUGGCAGUUUGUUGGGAAAGAAGAAUGAUGGACUCCAAUAUCGACCGGAUGUCAAAGAUGCUAGUGAUCAAGGAGAAGAUGUUUAUAUGGGAAACCACAUGCCUUGUCCUGAAAGCCUCAGUGGCUACUGUAUUCAUGGAAAGUGUGAGUUCAUCUACUCAACUCAGACGGCUUCUUGUAGAUGUGAGUCUGGUUACACUGGACAGUACUGUGAAAAGACAGACUUCAGUAUUCUCUACGUAGUGCCGAGUAGGCAAAAGCUCACGCACGUGCUUAUCGCCGCGAUUAUCGGAGCCGUCCAGAUCGCCAUUAUCGUGGCGAUCGUCAUGUGCAUAACACGAAAAUGCCCUAAAAACAAUAGAGGCCGAAGACAGAAGCAAAACCUAGGUCAUUUUACUUCAGAUACAUCAUCCAGGAUGGUUUAAACUGAUAACUUUUAUAUGUACACUGGCCAUGUGAUGUACAUUUAUUAUGUCUUUUUUUAAAGAAUGGAAGUAUUUAUUUCAGAGGCCUUAUUUUUGGACAUUUUUAGUGUAGUACUGUUGUCUUGUAGUUAGAAUAUUCAACUACAGCAGUUUUGGACUGUUAACUAGCCUUUUAUGUUUUUAAAUACUGAAAUUGAUUUCACAAAAUUUGUACCACAUGGUAAUUACACUACUUCUUUACCCAUGGAAUGUAAUAUUUUUGCAAAGAUGAACCACUUCACAAACAGUUAAAAAUUCAUACCCCCUUCUUUCACAAUGAACACAGCAGAUGACCAAGCAUGAACUAAAGGUAAAGAUGUUUACAGAUCACUUUUCUUACAAAAAAAAAAAAAAUCUAGAAGACACUUUGUUUAAAUAGACAUUUACAUGUUUUUUGAGAUUUAGUAACUGAUUUUUUAGACACCACCUAUCGCAUGAAUUGUAAAGCUAUAUGUGUUAGAUGUGAAAUAUUUAUAAACUGUAUGGACUGAGAUUUGACUAUUUCUCUCUUUAAAAAUUCUGAUAAUCCAAAAGUUUCUGGUAGCAGUGACGGAGCAGAUCAUUGAAAAAAGGUAGACUUAGGUAUUGUAAAAAGAGUCUGUUUAACAGAAAGACUAAAAUCAAACGUAUUCUAAGUAAAGCUGCUUUAAUACACAUCCAUUUUAAAGAAGAUAUUUGUUUUAACAUAAAUAACACAUCAUAUUCGUGUUUGUGAAUAAACUGCAAAAACACUUGCUGAUUGGUGCUCUUGAAGUGAGCUUAAAAAUUAUCUGAGACCUCUACCCAAAUUUGUCUUGUAGUAAUAGCUGUACUAAUAGAACGUAGCUGUUUAAAGAUCAGAAGUGUGAGUAGAAUGUAUUCAGCUGCUUAACAUGUUUAAAUAUUCAGAAGUAUGCAUGUAGAAUUUGAGAAUAUGUUUAAAAUUAAAUAUUAAUUUUAAUAUUUGGUUUGGAAAAGCAUGGUAUAAUAUAAUGUUUUCACCAUGUGGCCUCUGGCGUGUUUAUUUACUACAUUCUUGGAGAUUGACCUGUCAGUGAAUUCAGUAUAUGAAUAAGAUCUCAAUUAAAAAUUACCCUUUGCUUUGA
Erinaceus europaeus (western European hedgehog) is the source of this 2397-nucleotide messenger RNA. RefSeq names its product transmembrane protein with EGF like and two follistatin like domains 1 (gene TMEFF1). Bases 137 to 1273 code for a protein of 378 amino acids. Gene Ontology annotation, molecular function: protein binding. The record is from RefSeq and is a predicted model, not a curated record. NCBI's taxonomy places the organism in Eukaryota, Metazoa, Chordata, Mammalia, Eulipotyphla, Erinaceidae. The transcript is spliced from 10 exons.